Ramularia collo-cygni is the source of this 945-nucleotide messenger RNA. RefSeq lists its product as uncharacterized. Lineage: Eukaryota; Fungi; Ascomycota; Dothideomycetes; Mycosphaerellales; Mycosphaerellaceae. Bases 1 to 945 code for a protein of 314 amino acids. The transcript has a single exon. The record is from RefSeq and is a predicted model, not a curated record.
AUGUCAACGGCAGCCAACGCCCCUAGUAGAUGGCCGAAGCGAAGUCACAUCGUACGAAAAGUCCACACAGGCGCAAAAUACCUUCUAUCAAACUUCGACGCAUUUCACCCUCCAGCGCCCAAGUACCAAGAGAGGCGGUUGCAACCUCAGAGAGCCGCGAACGGACACCACGACGCAGAGUUCGUGUCAACAACGCCGGUCCAGCCAAGACAGUCCCCGAAGAAGAUGAACCGCGUCUUGCGUGUAGACAUACUGGAGCGACACAUGGACAUAUGUCUUGCGUGGGAGGGCGAGACACUCCUGGACCUCACCACGUACAGGAAGCCUGCAAGGAGUACAAUCUACCUGAAGAUCUGUCGAACCACGCAGUGGAAUGACGGCUUUGCGACGUCCACGGCGAUGUUCGAGCCCUUGCUAGACACUUUCCAAAGCACCGCAAGGGGAGAGCAGUGGAAGAUUGAUGUCCUGCGUGUUGUCUAUCGUGAGGAUGACCAGGCGUGGUGGCAUGUGCAAGAGCGAAUGUGGAGAGAUAGACUCAGGGAUCCGUUCAAGGUGGGCUGGAAAGUAUUGGAACAGGUUGAGCAGGUGACGAAACGGGCUUCGUCCAUCGGCGAGACCGCCGGAGCAAUACAAGAAUGUUCCAAGCGUAAGAUACCAUGGUCCAAUGAGCCAGUUGAGGGAGUUCUGCAGCCAGCCGCGAAACGCAAGCGGAGGCUGCCCUGGGUAACGGAUCAGUCACUUCAGAAGGGGCGGAAAUCGGGCGGCGCAAAGGUGAACGCGCAAAAAGCGAAGCAGCCUUGGAAUCCUGGUGUUGAUAGUGUGAGCAAUAGGUUCAGGAGUAGGCGAGAGAUUGACCCUUAUGAUGAUAAUGAGGAAAUCGUUGUUGUGAAGAUGGAGGGCGGGCAUGCUGCGAUUCGCAAUGCCAAUGAGAGAGACGGAGCAUGA